This is a messenger RNA of Diceros bicornis minor, 966 nucleotides long. RefSeq names its product MAS related GPR family member D (gene MRGPRD). The transcript has a single exon. Gene Ontology annotation, cellular component: membrane. Gene Ontology annotation, biological process: G protein-coupled receptor signaling pathway. The coding region runs from base 1 to 966 and encodes 321 amino acids. Lineage: Eukaryota; Metazoa; Chordata; Mammalia; Perissodactyla; Rhinocerotidae. The record is from RefSeq and is a predicted model, not a curated record. Gene Ontology annotation, molecular function: G protein-coupled receptor activity.
AUGAACCAGACCCUGAACGGCAGCCAGACUCCGGCGUCGACCCCAAAAACCCAGGAGGCGGAUGAGCUGGGCGCGGCCCCCUUGGCGCUGAGCACCCUGGUCAUGUUCGUCUGCGUGUGCGGCAUAGCGGGCAACAGCGUGGUGGCCUGGCUGCUCAGCUUCCGCAGGCAGAGGGCUCCCUUCUGCGUCUACAUCCUCCACCUGGCGGUGGCUGAUCUCCUCUUCCUCCUCUGCAUGGCCUCCAUGCUCAGUCUAGAAAUUGCCUCGCUGGCCAAGAGGUGCUGGAAGGCCUACGAGGUGGCGCAGAGAGCAAAGUACUUCGCCUACACGGCGAGCCUGAGCCUGCUCACGGCCAUCAGCGCACAUCGCUGCCUCUCCAUCCUCUUCCCCAUCUGGUACAAGUGCCACCGGCCCCAGCACCUAUCGGCCGUGGUGUGCGCCCUGCUCUGGGCGCUGUCCCUCCUGAUGAACAUGCUGGCCUCCUUCUUCUGCAUCAAGUUCUGGCACCCCAAUGAGAAGCAAUGCUUCACGGUGGACUCCGUCUUCAGCUGCCUCAUUUUGGGGAUCUUCGCACCCGUGAUGACACUGUCCAGUGUGAUCCUCUUCGUGCGGGUGCAGAGGAGCUCCCGGGGGCGGCGGCGCCGGCCCACGCGGCCCUACGUGGUCAUCCUGGCCUCCGUCCUGGUGUUCCUCCUCUGCGCCCUGCCCCUGGGCAUCUCCUGGUUCCUCCUCUCCUGGAUGGACGUGCAGCCUCAGGUGGAGCUUCUGUACUACCGCUUGUCCCGCCUCGGCUCCUCCGUGAGCAGCAGCGCCAACCCCGUCAUCUACUUCAUGGUGGGCAGCCAGAGGAGCCGCCGGGGCCUGCGGGAGCCCCUGGGGGCCGUGCUCCGCAGAGCGCUGCAGGAGGAGCCUGAGCUGGAGGAGAGGGAGACGCCCUCCACCGGCACCAACGAGCCAGGGGUCUGA